AUGGAGACCGUGGUGACUGUGCCUUUACCUCCGCCGAACCAAGCGGCGAUGGACGAGCAACGGAUGCAGUGCAUGGAGCGCGCUGCUGCGACAUCGAACCAGAUGACUUACGAACAGCUGGCGCAGUUCCAUGCGCAGCAAAGUGCCAUGGCGCAACGUCUGGAAGAAGAAACGGCCAUGACCGCGGCGAUGGAGAAGAAUCGCCGGGAACAAGAAGAGUCGCGAGCGGUUCUCUCGCGACAGCAAGAGGAUUUGGUGCGCCAGCACGAAGAGCUGAAGAGAGCGAUGGCUGAGCAAGCCAGAGUCUCAGAAGCGCACCAAGAUAUGCUCCCUCAAGCAUCAAAUGCGAUGACUCAGCAACACUACAAGGUAAAAGAGCUGAAUCAAAAAGUUCGCCGCGACAACAAACGAUGGGCAAGUGCCGUUGGCGCCCACGUAAAGGGAAGCACGAAGCGUGAGCGCCGCGAGUUCAUGGACGAGUACCUCGCAUACUCGCGACUCGUGGAUGUGCUAAACCGCGGCAUGGGUGGAGAGAUUCAGGAAUUGGACCUCGACGCCAUGACGAAGGCCAUGGCGUCGUUGAAGAUGGACACGAAGAUUCGUGAUGCCGAGUCGCGGGUGGGAAGACUGCUGGCCGACUUCUACGAGAAGUUGGAGCAACUGGACGUUGCUCACCUACCGGAGCAAGAGCCGAAGCAGUCGGUGAAGAUAUUGACAGCGGCGAUCCGGCCGCUUCAAUCGACCCGCGAAACGAACAAGGCGUACAAGUCGGACGUGCGUUCGUUUUGCCGUUGGCUUGGCCUGAAGUGUGGCAGAGACGAACACCGGGUAUUCAAGUGCCCCAAGGUGCAGCCAGGUGAAGCCCAGCGUCUGUUGGAUCAGCGCUUCAAAAAACCUCACGGGGCGUCAUCCGCAGCAUCGGAGAAGAGGAACGACGCCAAGCGCAAGUUUAUUGGCGCUGACGUGGACCCCCAGGACGCGUUGGUUAUUGACUGUCCACGCACGAUUGCGUGUGAUGUCAAUGACGUGACGGCGUUGGCGCUCUUGGACAGCGGGGCCGAUAAAUCGGUAGUGUCGCCAACGUUCCUGGCGCGCGUCGAACAUGUCGGUAACUUUACGUUGGCGGUGCGCCAACUGUACCGACCAAUCGAGUUGGGCGGCUUCAUGGAGGCCAUGAAGCUUACAGUGGACCGCGAAGUCAAGCUGCGGUUGACGUUGACACUGCCGAAGGAACGUUGGUGUUAUCGAACCUGA
Molecule: messenger RNA, 1254 nt
Organism: Aphanomyces invadans
Lineage: Eukaryota; Oomycota; Saprolegniomycetes; Saprolegniales; Verrucalvaceae
Exons: 3
Coding region: 1-1254 (417 amino acids)
Biological process (GO): proteolysis
Molecular function (GO): aspartic-type endopeptidase activity
Source: RefSeq, a predicted model, not a curated record